Messenger RNA from Prinia subflava (tawny-flanked prinia), 1065 nucleotides. RefSeq names its product major histocompatibility complex class I-related gene protein-like. NCBI's taxonomy places the organism in Eukaryota, Metazoa, Chordata, Aves, Passeriformes, Cisticolidae. The transcript has 3 exons. Gene Ontology annotation, biological process: immune response. Gene Ontology annotation, cellular component: external side of plasma membrane. The record is from RefSeq and is a predicted model, not a curated record.
AUGGCGGCGGCGUCCGCUCCUCCAAAUCUCUGUGUCCCCCCAGUUCUCCACUCGUUGCAGUACCAGGAAGUGGCACAGUCAGAGCCCAGCCCAGGGGUCCCCCAGUCCUUGGCUGUGGGGGACAUGGAUGGGACACCCUGUGAGCGCUGGGACAGCGAGCGGGGCUGGCUUGGGCUGCAGAGAGCGGGGAUGGCAGCGGGAGCUGAGCCAGGAUAUUGGGAUGAAUCCAGGGAGCUGCAAGGGUCUCUGUGGGGCUGGGACACGACUCCAUGGGUCUGUUCUGUCCUCGUUCUCAGGUCUCCACAUGGUUCACGUGGUUUCCAGCUGCACCCUCCUGUCCAAGGGAGUGUCCAUGGAUCCCACCAGUACAGGUACAAUGGGUGGGAUUUCAUCUCCUUCCAGCUGGGAUCCGGGAGCUUUGCAGUGUCCGACGGUGCCACCUGGAUCACCCAGAGGUGCUGGGAAUGCAAAGGGAUCGUGGUGGAGCAGAUGAAGCAUUAGCUGGGACAUACCUGUGUGGAAGAGCUCCCAAAAUACAUCAGCUGUGGUCAGGAGGCUCUGGAGCACCAAGGUGGGUGUGGGAGGGGGGAGAGAAUUCCUCUGGGAGUGUGGAAUUCAGGAAGGGGUCUUGGGAAUGCAGAAAUUGCCAUGGAAUUUCCAUGGCCAGAUCUCACUCUCAUCCCAGUCAGGUGAGAAUUCCAUGGAUGGACACCCCCAACCCACUGCCAUGGGAAUUCCACUGGGAAAUGAUUUGAAUUGAUGACCAAUCAAAUGCCAGCAGUUGUCUAAUUAGCAAAUUUGCACUGUUUAAACAAAUCUUUGGGUGGCUUUAACUAAAGCAUCAGGCUUAGACAACAUCUGUUUUUCCUAUACAUCCCUAGGAAAGACAUUUUUCACCUGUUUAGUUUGCAUGCCAGUAGAUGCUUGGCCAGUUCCAGUCACCUUCCCCAGGCAUCUUCUGAUCCUGAAGAAUUAGACAUCCAUGGCUCUGUAAACAUCACCUUUUGUGCCAAAUGUAGCUAUAGAGAGAGAAAUCAAUCUUCAGUCAAGGAUGUUUCUCCCUAG